Molecule: messenger RNA, 2346 nt
Organism: Panicum hallii
Lineage: Eukaryota; Viridiplantae; Streptophyta; Magnoliopsida; Poales; Poaceae
Product: flap endonuclease GEN-like 2
Exons: 13
Coding region: 104-2293 (729 amino acids)
Molecular function (GO): 5'-flap endonuclease activity
Source: RefSeq, a predicted model, not a curated record
AUUCGAAACCCGCCCGCACCGCACCGCAGUUUCUGUUUCCCGUUAGGCUUCCUGUCUCCUUCUCCGGCUCCGGUGACGGCCGGCGGCGGCGGCAGCGGCAGCGAUGGGGGUAAAGAACCUCUGGGACAUCCUCGACUCCUGCAAGAAGAAGCUCCCGCUCCAGCACCUCCAGAACAAGAAGGUGUGCGUGGAUCUUUCCUGCUGGCUCGUGCAGCUCUGCAGCGCCCACCGCUCCCCGGCCUUCCUCAAGGACAAGGUCUACCUCAAGAACCUCUUCCACCGCAUCCGAGCCCUCCUCGCCCUCAAUUGCAGCCUCGUCUUCGUCACAGAUGGGGCGAUUCCUUCUGUCAAAUUGGCAACUUACAGGCGCCGCCUCGGAGUAAAUGCUGCUGAGAUUGCUGCUGCUGCUUUGUUCUUGUUCCCCUCAAUUUUCCCUCAACCUCAGUCAUUUAAAUUCUCCUUUGGAAUCAAUUCACCCCAGGCUGCUCGAGAGGAGGACAACUCACAACCCUUGACUUCUUUGCGCCGGAACAAGAGCUCUGAAUUCUCGCGCAUGAUAAAAGAGGCCAAGCAUCUUGGGAUGGCCCUGGGCAUCCCCUGCUUGGAUGGGGUGGAAGAAGCGGAAGCACAGUGCGCAUUGCUCAAUUUUGCCUCCUUGUGCGAUGGCUGUUUUACAUCAGAUUCAGAUUCAUUCCUUUUCGGUGCAAGGACAGUUUAUAGAGAUGUUUUCAUAGGAGACGGUGGCUAUGUAAUUUGCUAUGAGAUGGAAGACAUUGAGAAAAAGCUUGGUUUUGGCAGGAACUCACUGAUAUCUCUUGCAGUACUUCUUGGUAGUGACUAUUCUAAUGGAGUUCUAGGCUUCGGCCCGGAAGCAGCAUGCCGUCUUGUUAAGUCUGUAGGGGAUGAUGCCAUUCUUGAUCAGAUUUUGUCCAAUGGAGUUAAGCCUACAAGAAAAUCUAAAGCAAAAAAUAGUGGCGUCAAUGUUGAGAGGGUUGGUGGCACAUGCCCAAAAGCAAGUACCUGCAAGCUUGCGAUGAGCCAAGAUUCUGGUGGUCAAUUUCGUGAUAUAAUAAAUGCAUAUCUGGAGCCAAAAUGUCAUUCACCUGAUUCAGAAGCUGUGCAGAGGGCAUGCAGCCAGCAUCCAUAUCUUCGGUCACAACUGCAACAGAUAUGUGAGCAGUACUUUGAAUGGAGCCCUGAGAAGACUGAUGAAUAUAUCCUUCCAAAGAUAGCUGAGAGGGAACUCAGAAGAUUUUCAAAUCUUCGCUCCACGUCUUCAGAUCUAGGAACUAAACCUUCACUAAAUGAGAUUCCAGUACCAUGCCCUGUAUUGGCAAUUCUGAAGCAGCGAAAAGUUCAAGGAAAUGAAUAUUAUGAGGUUUCAUGGAGAAACAUAGAUGGGCUCCAAGUUUCAGUUGUUCCAGGGGAUCUUGUUAGAAGUGCUUGCCCAGAAAAAAUAGCUGAAUUUUUGGAAAAGAAGGAUGAGCAGAAGAAGCAAAAGAGGAGAGCUAGGCCAAAGAAAUCAGCUCCAGCUGCCGUUAAAGAGGUGGAUGCGCAGCUCCAAGAAUUGUUGCUUGGAAUUGAAUCUGAAAGUGGUACCCUUACAUGUACAGCGGCUAGCCCUCAGAAAGCAGAUAUACACACUGUGGCACCGCUCCAGGAUAUUGUUGACCUGUCUUCUCCAUCCCCGCCUAUACGAGCUUGUAAGAUUGCGAGGUCCAGAAAGUUUAGUGAAUCAGCUGCAGGACCCAUGGAUGGGAUUGAUCUGCAGAGCCAAAGUCUGCUACCUGGAACAAUGGAGUUACAAGAAAACACCCUUUUGUGUGACAUGCAGAAUUGGACACAGGAUAAUGACGUGAUUGAUUUAUUUUCACCCUUGCCUUGUGCUGCUCAUAAACCCCACACCACUCAAGGCUUGCAACUCUGUAUCUCAGAUAUAAGCAAUUUUCCUGAGAAAGGCAACACGCUGGGCGCUCUAUGUUACAAGCUUGAAGGUGGAGCAAGAGGCAGCGAUGUGCAUACGGAAGAAGCAUCAUCCUCAAUCAGCCAUGGCAUCGAGGUGGCAGGCAAAGCUGAUGAUUGUUCCUGGAGAAGCGAUGCGGAGAAUAAUGCAGUAGCAGAAGCUGUGACAAUCGAUCUGUCCUCCCCUUCGCCAGUUAUAGGCGAUAAAAGCAAAAAAAAUGUAGAUGUAAUAGGCAUUUGUGAAGCUGAUAGUGACAGGUCUCCUGAACAUGAGAGGAAAGCAAGAGAGCUCAGGUCGUUUCUGGCCAGUAUAAGAAACGAGUUGUAUUGAACAUAGUUAAAGAUGAAGGUAAUUGGUCCAGCCACCGAGUGGUGACCAUGGAA